Messenger RNA from Fusarium odoratissimum NRRL 54006, 2876 nucleotides. Its product is annotated as omega-6 fatty acid desaturase (delta-12 desaturase). Lineage: Eukaryota; Fungi; Ascomycota; Sordariomycetes; Hypocreales; Nectriaceae. Gene Ontology annotation, biological process: lipid metabolic process. The coding region runs from base 768 to 2207 and encodes 479 amino acids. The record is from RefSeq and is a predicted model, not a curated record. Gene Ontology annotation, molecular function: oxidoreductase activity. The transcript is spliced from 2 exons.
CUCGUCGGGAGCUAUUGCCACAUUUCAGGGGUGGGUUAGAAGCACGACCCGUUUUCUAGCGUAUUUUUCUGGGGUAGGGAUUUUUGGUCGCGACUCAAGUCAAGGUGAAGAUGCUUCCCUUGAAGCGGCCGUUUCAUGGAGCAAUUGUAUCGUACUGUAAGUUUAUGUGAAGAUGGAAAUUCAGAUGUGAAUAAACACUGCAGUUGAUAAUUUACGUUACUGUGAAAACAUUAGAUUUGAUGUUAUCAAAGUAAUUCAUUACAUUAAACUUUCUCUGUGGCAGCAUGGUACCUGUCUCCCUCUGAGAUUGUCGAUCUUUUUGCCAAAGACAGGGAAAAGCGGUAAACUGUAUCGGACUGCACAGUAAAAGGAAUGGACCUGUCAGUUUCAUUUCCAUUAUCGUUCCACCUUGUAUUGCCCGCUUUCGCCGCAUUUUCUGCUUUGUGUUGCCGCUGCGCUGAGAGGCCAGAGGUUUUGGGUUGCUUGUCCGUUGUCCCGCCCGCGGCAGCUAAAAGGUACAGUACAGUACCUGCCUUUUUCCAGGCUCCACGCCCCAACAAAACGCUUGCCGAGCAAGCAUCCACGCAUUAAAGUAAGGUACCUUUACAGUUGAAGGGACACACUUUAAAACUUCAGCCCCCCUUGGCCGUCUCGUAACUCUUUUUUCCUUUUCACCUCCCUUUCUCUUUUUCUUUGACAGUUCUUCUUCGGCAUCUCGACUUCUUGACUCUUUUGUCUAUUGUCGGCCGUGAACCCUUCUUCCCACAAUGGCGUCCGUUUCGACUUCGGCUCUGCCCAAGCAGAACCCUGCGCUUAGACGCACCGUCACCUCAACUACUGUGACGGAUUCUGAGUCUGCCGCCGUCUCUCCUUCAGACUCUCCCCGGCACUCAGCUUCUUCCACAUCGCUCUCGUCCAUGUCCGAGGUCGAUAUCGCCAAGCCUAAGUCCGAGUAUGGUGUUAUGCUCGACACCUACGGCAACCAGUUCGAGGUCCCCGACUUUACCAUCAAGGACAUCUACAAUGCCAUCCCUAAGCACUGCUUCAAGCGCUCUGCUCUCAAGGGAUACGCUUAUAUCCUCCGCGACAUUGUCCUCCUGACCACCACUUUCAGCAUUUGGUACAACUUCGUGACCCCCGAAUACAUCCCAUCCACUCCCGCCCGCGCUGGUCUGUGGGCCGUAUACACCGUUCUUCAGGGUCUUUUCGGUACCGGUCUCUGGGUCAUUGCUCAUGAGUGUGGUCACGGUGCUUUCUCCGAUUCUCGCCUCGUCAACGACAUUACUGGCUGGGUUCUUCACUCUUCCCUCCUCGUCCCCUACUUCAGCUGGCAAAUCUCCCACCGAAAGCACCACAAGGCCACCGGCAACAUGGAGCGUGACAUGGUCUUCGUACCCCGAACCCGCGAGCAGCAGGCUACUCGUCUCGGAAAGAUGGCCCACGAGCUUGCCCAUCUUACUGAGGAGACCCCCGCUUUCACUCUUCUUAUGCUCGUCCUCCAGCAGCUCGUCGGCUGGCCCAACUACCUCCUCACCAACGUUACCGGCCACAACUACCACGAGCGCCAGCGUGAGGGUCGCGGCAAGGGCAAGAAGAACGGCCUCGGUGGUGGUGUCAACCACUUCGACCCCCGCAGCCCUCUGUACGAGAACAAGGAUGCUAAGCUCAUCGUCCUCAGCGAUAUUGGUAUUGGUCUGAUGGCCACUGCUCUGUACUUCCUCGUCCAGAAGUUCGGAUUCUACAACAUGGCCAUCUGGUACUUUGUUCCCUACCUCUGGGUUAACCACUGGCUCGUUGCCAUCACCUUCCUCCAGCACACCGACCCUACCCUUCCUCACUACACCAAUGACGAGUGGGACUUUGUCCGCGGUGCCGCUGCUACCAUUGAUCGUGAGAUGGGCUUCAUCGGCCGCCACCUUCUCCACGGCAUUAUCGAGACUCACGUUCUUCACCACUACGUCAGCAACAUCCCCUUCUAUAACGCCGACGAGGCUACCGAGGCCAUCAAGCCUGUCAUGGGCAAGCACUACCGCGCCGAUGUCCAGGAUGGUCCUCGUGGCUUCAUCCGUGCCAUGUACCGAAGCGCCCGUAUGUGCCAGUGGGUUGAGCCCAGUGCUGGUGCCGAGGGCGCUGGUAAGGGUGUUCUGUUCUUCCGCAACCGCAACAACGUGGGCACUCCCCCCGCUGUCAUCAAGCCCGUUGCUUAAGCAACAUUACGGCGUCGGAUCGGUUAUGGAAUCUAAAAUUGUUUCUGUCAGCGUUGAUUGUUCCAAGUUGGUUUCUGGUUUAGAGAGCUGGACAUGCUCGUUCAUGGGAGUUCUCGCUAUGGCAAUGGCUGAGAUGAGGUGGAGGUUGAAAAUAAUCUGACAUAACAUUCAAAGAUUGAUGAGCAAUAUGAUAGAGAAAGAUAGACGAAGCUCAAUGAAAAAGAACAAACCAUACUGAUUUCCUUGGACGUUUAUGUCUUCUUUUGACUUGAUUUGUUUCAAGACGAUUGUGUUUGGUCGACGUUGACUUUGACCACGGGACCCUCGGAUCUGGCAAGUAACCUGAUAUGAUCAGAAUGCGGGGAAAUGUCAACACACGUGCCCAUUGACCAGACUUGGUGUCGGCAUUUGCUAAGAUUGUCGUAAUUCUGUAUUUAGCAGAUCAUAAUUAUCGAAUUGGUUCUAGGUUUGGUGGUUUGCCAGGAUGUGUAGAUAAUUCUCCGAGUGGUGGUGGCUUGUGAGGUGUUACUUGAAGCGUCUCGAGUUCACAUGCAGCUGCAGUGGCACUUACCAUACGAAGGGCGAUUGUGAAUUCGAGAUUCCUACCAUUACUACGAAUAUCUCUUAUUUUACAAAGGCUCUCUCAAAAGCAAACCAGUCCCUCUCGAG